Molecule: messenger RNA, 495 nt
Organism: Rotaria sordida
Lineage: Eukaryota; Metazoa; Rotifera; Eurotatoria; Philodinida; Philodinidae
Source: the annotation of a GenBank genome assembly
AUGGCGGGUUUCAUCAAUCCGAACACUCAAGGUGGAACCAGUACUACAAUGGUUAAUAAUAGUGAUAACGAUGUCGACGAUGGAAUUUCUACUGACGACGUCGCAACAGCUUUACAAGAUUUAGAUACACUUCUUACUCAUAUCACCAUCGGUGGACAUAGUCUUAAUGCUAAUGAAUUCGUCGAAAUCGAUUCAGAAACUCCAGUUUUCAACGAAUGGAACGAUAUCGAUGAUAAUCUGGUCGUCAUCGAUGCAGACUGUGGUGACAAUAUAACCACAGAUAAGAAUGGAGAUGACGACAUGCCAACUGAAGCACCACCUAAACUCACUGAAGCAAUGGAAAUGGUUCGACGACUACACAUUUUAGCAGCCACUCGACAACCAGAAUUACAUACACUUAUUCCUCAAUUAGAUUCACAACUUACCCAACUUUUCAUCGACUCAAAAGGAGUCAAGCAAGCAACGAUUAAAGACUUUUUCAUAAAAAAUAAUUAA